Messenger RNA from Sesamum indicum (sesame), 1519 nucleotides. RefSeq lists its product as uncharacterized. The record is from RefSeq and is a predicted model, not a curated record. NCBI's taxonomy places the organism in Eukaryota, Viridiplantae, Streptophyta, Magnoliopsida, Lamiales, Pedaliaceae.
AAUCUGAUCUGAGUUACUAGAAAAGUUUUCUUUUAACGCCCAAUCGUUGAAAUUCCAGGUUUCCUGUCGCUUUCGGCGUUCCUACCUUUUUGAUGAAGCAUUAAUAACUCAACUCCUCCUUCACGACACACACCCACAAUCAGUUUUUCAUAUCUCCUCAUUUCUUGUUUAUAAAUUCCCGGGCCUCCAUCACGCUGUUUUACCCCAGCUUCAUUUUGCGUCUCAAUAUCUCUUCGAUCGGCCUCCCCGUUUCUGCCUCUUUCAAGAAUCUGACAAUUGUAGAAUCAAAAUGGAGAAUGAAGAUUGCUACGAGAAAGUCACAGAACCAAGAUAUGAAUGUCUUCUCUUUGAUGUCGAUGAUACCAUCUACCCCCUGAGUUCCGGUAUAUCAGCACAAUGCACCAAAAACAUCAUAGAGUAUAUGAUCAACAAGCUCAGCAUCGAGGAGGAGAAAGUUCCAGAAAUGUGUGCUCAACUGUAUAAGGAGUACGGCACGACUAUGGCUGGUCUCCGGGCUAUCGGCUAUGACUUUGACUAUGACGAUUACCAUAGCUUUGUGCAUGGUAGAUUACCUUAUGAGUGGUUGAAGCCUGACCACACUUUAAGAAGCCUUCUACACAGCUUGCCUAUCCGGAAAGUUAUCUUCUCGAAUGGAAACGAGGCGCAUGUGGCUAAAGUUCUUAGUAGACUUGGAUUAGAGGACUGCUUUGACUACAUUAUUUGUUUUGAGACGUUGAAUCCUACUCACGAGGACAAAGAAGCUGACAAUGAUACCAAUGAAAUCCCAAAGACUCCCAUUGUUUGCAAGCCAUUUGAAAAUGCAUUCGAACAAACUUUCAAAAUCGCUGGGAUUAACCCUCAGAAAACGCUAUUCUUUGAUGACUCGAUCCGCAAUCUACAAACUGCAAAGCGUAUGGGCGUACGAACUGUUUGGAUUGGCUCAUCACAUAGAACAGAAGGUGUGGAUUAUGCACUGGAGAGCAUUCACAAUAUGCGGGAAGCGUUGCCGGAGCUGUGGGACGCCGAAGAGAGGUCAGAUGUUGGCUAUUCUGAGAAGCCGGCUAUUGAGACCUAUGUCAGAGCUUAGAGCAACAGAUGAUUUUCUUGUUAUCGUUGUUUUUAUCGUUUCUUUUGAUUCGCAGUUUAGUUUCUUACUUUGUUAGGGUAAAAUUAGGAUUAGAUGCACGGACUUUCCUGUAAAGACACGGAUAGACAAAAAAACCUCAAAUAAAGAAAAGGGCAACGCAACUCCUUGAACUUUUAAAAAAUGAGCAAUUCGACCGUUUGAUGCGGGAGUCAGUGAGAUGGUCUUUCAAAAGUUUAGGGGUCGUGAAGUUGUUUUUUGUUUAGGGAGAAAUUUUGUCAAUUAAUGUUUUAUGGGGGUAGAAAUGCAAUUAACCUGGUAAAAUUAUGUAGCUGUGAUAUUGGCAUCUCAAAGCGUAUGUAUGGUUCUAUACUAGUAUGUAGUGGAUGCGUAUCUCCACAUGUGAUUUGUGAUAAAAAUGUUGUUUUCCUGCUC